AUGUCGUAUGGUGCAGUAUUGAGAUACAGUUUCGACCGAAAGGGUUGUACCAUUGGGUGGUUGGCCAGCUGUGUCGUGGUUUGUCUGUCUGCAUUUAAACUUGGCGGAGGAUGCGAAUUAGCGAUGACCUGUGACAUAAUCUACGCCGGAGAGGAAGCGAAGUUCGGUCAACCCGAAAUCAACCUUGGCAUUAUUCCAGGAGCUGGUGGUACUCAGCGAUUGGCAAGGGCGGUUGGUAAAUCUUUGGCUAUGGAAAUGAUUCUAUCCGGGUGCCAGAUUUCAGCCCAGGAGGCAAAGGAAAACGGUCUCGUCACCAGGGUGUUCCCAACUGAUAAAGUGGUCGACGAGGCGGUGAAGUUAGCGGAAGUCAUUGCUGCGAAAUCACGUCUGGCCGUAAUUACUGCAAAAGAGACCGUGAAUGCGGGUAUGUCGGUGUACUGCUUAUUUUCCGCUCGCACAUGUAAAGGUAGAAUCUUUCUUUAUGCGUUUCCAUUGUCCACUGGUCAUUUUACCAUUUUUUGCCAUAGUUGGACAACAGUUGCGGUAUCGUUUGAUCAUGACCAGAAAUAAGA
This is a messenger RNA of Soboliphyme baturini, 572 nucleotides long. The record is from the annotation of a GenBank genome assembly. NCBI's taxonomy places the organism in Eukaryota, Metazoa, Nematoda, Enoplea, Dioctophymatida, Soboliphymatidae.